AUGGACAGUGAAAGCCAGGCUGAUGAGGUCUUAGAUGGAAAUGAGGAAGUUAUUGGGAACUGGAGGAAAGACCACCCUUGUUAUGCCUUAUCAAAGAGCUUGGCUGCAUUAUGUCCAGGUCCUAAGGAACCGUGGAAGGUUGAACUUAAGAGCUCACCUUCUGGCUACAUCAGCAAAGCGGGGGCAGACUGGGCAGUUCCAGUCCUGAUCAUUGACAUUCUGCGUUCCCGCACACGCGCGCCUCCCCACGUACGCACCUCUCUACACCCCUUCAUACACACGCAUGCCUUCUCAAUACACGUACCAGCCCACUUGCACGCACUUGCACGCGCUUGCACCCUCCACACGCACCGCUCGGAGCUUUUCCCCCUCUCUCCUCCCAAUGGCUGGCUUCUGGAGCCGACCCUUCCACGCGCCCCCAGCUUCGCGGCAGCUAGGUCCCUCCCCAGCGCGCUGAGCUCACAGCCCAGGAGCCGGUCGCAGCCACACAGGCCCGUCCGACGGGACCACUGCUUCCCUCCUCACAUCCCAGGAGACACCAGGUGGGGCGUGGCACCUCCCACACACGGCUGGAGGGACUCCCAGGAUUUCCCGUCCUUCCGAAUUCGUGGGGGGUCAGGGGACUGCGGGGAGGCGUUUCUCAUCCUCGCUGGGGAAAGGACUCACCUGGUUCCCAAAGCCAGUUUGCUCUUCCUCUACUUCCUGCCAGAGGUCGUAGGAUUUCUGAUGAUCUGCCCUGAUGUCCCAACAUUCUUGGGGAGCCUGGCCUUAAAGAACAAUGGAAAGAAGCAGUCAUAGGAAUCCUGGACCAGGAAUAUGUGCCUGAGAGGGAUUAUACACCUGGUGCUGACGGAGUCUUGCUCUGUUGUCCAGGCUGGAGUGCAGUGGCGUGAUCUCAGCUCAAUUCAACCUCCACCUCCCAAGUUCAAGUGAUUCUCCAGCCUCAGCCCCCAACCCCCCACAACCCCGCCGAGUAGCUGGGACUAUAGGCAUGCGCCACCAUUCCCGGCUAAUUUUUGUAUUUUUAGUAGAGAUGGGUUUCAUCAUGUUGGCCAGGCUGGUCUCGAACACCUGACCUCAAGCGAUCCAUCCACCUUCGGCCUCCUAAAGUGCUAGGAUUACAGGUGUAAGCCACCAAGUAACUGUUUGGAACAUGGAAGAAAAAGGUGGGAGAUAUAACCUAUGUUUUUCAUCUGGUAUUUUAUGUACAUAGCUAUAAAAUUUUUUGUGAAAUGAGGCAGAAACCUCCUUUCUAUCUCGUCAGAACCAUGUAAUUAGAUCUUAAAAAGACUGAAGAAAUAAUCGAUUCCUACUCCAUCACUUAAGAGACAGAAAUAUGGGGCCUAGAGAGGGGAGAGGCUUAUCCAGCAUCACAUUGCUACUAAAUGACAGGGCAAGGCUUGAGCCAGAUCUUCUGAGUCCUAUCCAGUGUUCUUUCCAAUCUACUGCUUGUUUUGUAAAGCAUGGCACUUGCUUAUAAAUCCCUCUGAAGAAAUAAAACUCUCUAGCUCUCAUCCUUGUGUAUUUACCCUAGAAAUAUGAACAUUUAUGUCCACACAAAAACCUUACACGAAUGGUCAUAACAGCUUUGUUUCUAUUAACAAAAAACUGGAAACAACUGAAAUGCUCUUCACCGUGGGCACAUAUAAACAAAUUGUAGAAUAUUCACAUAGUAGAAUACUACUUAGUAAUAAAAAAUAAAAAACUAUUGAUGUACACAACAAAUUCAAUGGCUCUCAGGGCCAUUAUGAUGAGUGACAUAGCAAAUCACAGUAUUUUACAUACUAUAUGAUUCCAUUUACAUAACAUUCUAGAAAUGAGAAAAUUAUAGUAAUGAUGAACAUAUCAGUGGUUGCUGGGGGACAGAUGUGCCUAUAAAGAAGUAGCACAAAUGGGUUUUGGGGGGAUGAUAAAACAAUAAUGUCCUAAUUACAGUGGUGAUUACAAGAAUCUAUAAAUGUGAUAAGAGUAAUAGAACUAUCCACCCCCCCCCCCAAAAAGUUGAGUGCGUGCAAAAGCUGGUGAAAAUCAAAUGAGGUCUAUAGUUUGCUCAAUAGAAUUAUUGUACCAAUGACAGUUUCCUAGUUCUGAUAGUUGUGUGGUUAUGUAAGAUGUUAACAUUGGAGAAGGUUAGUUAAAUGUAUGUGGGAACUCUCUGUAUUAUUUUAGCAACUUUUACGUAAGAUUAAACUUAUUUUUAAAAAGAAAAAAGAAAGAAAACUCUCUAGAAGUCCCAUAAUGUUUUAGGCAGGCCUGGUCAACCAACAUUUCUGUAGUUUUCUGAAGUUCUAAUACAUCUUCAGGCCUUUGCUCAACUGGCGUUCUCUCUCUCUCUCUCUUUCACACACACACACACACACACACACUCACCCCACUCUGUAACCUAGUUUAUUUUUAUCCGUAAUACUUAUAAUCCCUAAUAAAAAUAUGUUUGUUUAUUGUGUGUCUCCUCCCAUUAGAAUGUAAGCUCCUUAAGUUUAAGCACUUUUUGUUCACUGUAUCCCUAACACCUAGAAUAGUGCUUGUCACACAGUAAAGGCUCAGUAAAUAUUUGUUGAAUGAAUGAAUGUGUGUAGGCCUUGAAAUAAAGGUAUUAUG
Messenger RNA from Pan troglodytes (chimpanzee), 2598 nucleotides. RefSeq lists its product as uncharacterized. NCBI's taxonomy places the organism in Eukaryota, Metazoa, Chordata, Mammalia, Primates, Hominidae. The record is from RefSeq and is a predicted model, not a curated record. The transcript has 6 exons. Bases 1 to 798 code for a protein of 265 amino acids.